Messenger RNA from Sphaeroforma arctica JP610, 824 nucleotides. RefSeq lists its product as hypothetical. Bases 129 to 569 code for a protein of 146 amino acids. The record is from RefSeq and is a predicted model, not a curated record. The transcript is spliced from 3 exons. Gene Ontology annotation, cellular component: mitochondrion; mitochondrial intermembrane space. NCBI's taxonomy places the organism in Eukaryota, Ichthyosporea, Ichthyophonida.
AGUCUCCUACCUGCGUCCUGCUACCAUCAAUAAACAAAUCCAUUGAGAGAUAAACAAAUAGGGAUAUACAGAUACUAAUUAAGGUCAGUCCUUCAAUAGCACAAGCUCUGAUACAUAACUAAAUCACCAUGGCGGAGACACGAUACGAUGGUAUUCCCUGUGAGGACUUUACCCUGUUCAAGCAAGCGAUCAUCAAGCUUAGAAAAGUCGACGACUUCGUGGUUCAAAGAUUAAAUACGGCUAUCCCAACCGAUACUUUCAAGCACCAAGAGUCUGUUUCAGUUAAACAGGACAAGUGCGCAGGAUUCCACAAAGAGCUCGGAGCGGCAUAUAGUGGUCGCGUAGGCGCUAUCGAAAAUUGCAUCAAAAUAGCCGAGGCAAAAGUGGACUCCUUACGCGCUGCUCGAUCUAAGGAUCGCGACAACAGUUUGCUUGCGGAAGAAAUAUCAGAAAAGCAGGGCAACCUUCGAAUGAUGCAAAACGAGCUUAAUUAUGAGAGAGUAAUUCAAGAGCGAUCGAUGAAGGUCUUUAAGGAGAGAUGCGACAGUUUCGAUGCCCCCGGCGUAUAGGGUUUGGUAGUCUUUAAAGAAUUAUUGUGCGUCGCCGGAUAAUUGGUCGCGUUCAAAUCGUGGUUCGUGUGAAUUGCAAGUGUACACAUAGGAAGAUAUAUAUAAACGUAGAAUAAUCAGAAAUUUAAGAAAUUACAUUAGCUAAGGUAUUCUAGUUCCUACAUAGAAGUGAAGAGGAGAUUAAGUGAGGUUCAAGGCUGUUUGCAUUUUAACAAAAUCUUCUAUUAAUGGACCUGUGGCGUUGUUCUUUACGGU